Grammomys surdaster is the source of this 1080-nucleotide messenger RNA. Its product is annotated as TD and POZ domain-containing protein 4-like. Bases 1 to 1080 code for a protein of 359 amino acids. NCBI's taxonomy places the organism in Eukaryota, Metazoa, Chordata, Mammalia, Rodentia, Muridae. Gene Ontology annotation, biological process: regulation of proteolysis; proteasome-mediated ubiquitin-dependent protein catabolic process. Gene Ontology annotation, molecular function: ubiquitin protein ligase binding. The transcript has a single exon. Gene Ontology annotation, cellular component: cytoplasm; nucleus. The record is from RefSeq and is a predicted model, not a curated record.
AUGUUGGGGCACCUGGAAACCAAGAGCUGGGUCUACACACCGAGUAGUGACCGAAACUUCUGCUACAGGUGGACCAUUAGCAACUUCUCUUUUCUCGUUGAAGGAAUGGAGGAAUAUAUUACAAGCCCAACGUUCUCAUCAGAGGCCAAUGACAAAGUGGAAUGGUGUUUGAGAGUAUACCCAAACGGGGUUGAUGAAGAAAGCAAAGGUUACCUGUCUCUUUACCUGAUGUUGGUCAGCUGUGAAAAAAGCCCAGUUUUGGUAAAGUUCCGUGUUUGUAUCUUAACUGCCAUGGGGGACAAAUGCAAUAAUGCAAUGAGCCCAUGUGUCUAUAGUUUACUGCCACACCAAGCCUUUGAAUUCAAAAAGUUCAUCCUUCUAGAUUUCCUCUUGUCUCAAACUGAGUCACUAUUAUUGGAUGACAAACUUACCCUCCUCUGUGAGGUGAGCAUGGUCCAAGGCUCCUUCAGCAUUUCUGGACAGAACACAAGACCACCAAUCAAUAUUCCAAGGUGCACAUUGCCAGAUGACCUAGGGGAACUGUGGAAGAAUUCCCUCUUCACAGACUGCUGCCUGUUGGUAGCUGGCCAAGAAUUCAGGGCUCACAAGGCCAUCCUAGCAGCUCGAUCUCCAGUUUUCAGAGCCAUGUUUGAGCAUGAAAUGGAGAAGAGCUUAAAGAACCACGUUGAGAUUCAUGACCUGGAUCCUCAAGUCUUCAGGGAAAUGAUGGGCUUCAUCUACACGGGGAAGGCUCCACAUCUCCACAGCUAUUCCCUGGCCAGUGGUGUGCUGGCAGCUGCUGACAAGUAUGGCCUGGAGGGCUUGAAGGUCCUGUGUGAGGAUGCCCUCUGCAGGAAUCUGUCUGUGGAGAAUGCUGCACAAACUCUCAUCCUGGCUGACCUCCACAGCACAGAGCAGUUGAAGACUCAGUCCCUUGAUUUUAUUGCAUUUCAUGCUUCUGAGGUCUCUGAGACCUCAGAGUGGAAGUCAAUGGUGGAGUCACAUCCUCACUUGGUGGCUGAAGCAUUCCACUCCCUGGCUUCUGCAAAGAGUGUUUUCUUGGCCCUCUCUCUCAAAUGA